UAGAGGAGACCUAGGGGCCCUGGGAGCUGGAGCUGCCGCUAGGACGUCGCUAUCCAUGGAUUUCUUUUCCUUCCGGGGGCCGUUCCGCUUCUUGGGUCUCCUGCUCUGGGGAGCGGCAGCUGCCAUGGCUUGGGCUGGGGUCUCAGCCCUCAGAACCCACAGGAGCUACCAGUAUUUCUGUGACAAUCCUUUCCUGGAGGUGCUGGGCUGUUUGGUAGUGAGCACAGCCCCGCUACUGCUGAUUACUGGGGGCCUGGCGGUAGGCAUCUCCCGUUGGAACACUGGUCCCUGGCAAGGCCUAUUUCUUUAUGGGGUCGUGGUUUUGCUUUGCAUGGAAGCCUCAUCUGUUUUGCUGGCACAUACCUCAUCCUGCCAGAGAGAUUGGGAGACACACAUGCUGAACGAUCUCCUCCAUCAUUAUGGAAACAAAUCUGACCCCGAGACCAGAGCUGUUGAUAGACUUCAAGAAGAGCUGCAGUGCUGUGGGAUUUACAAUUACACGGACUGGGGGGUGAUCGGCCGCUUUUCUGCUCCUACAAGCUGCUGUCAGAAGAUCUUCUUGAAUUGCACUGGCGCCUUGGGCCCCUCUCAGCUACUGUAUCAGGAGGGGUGUCUGCCAAAGCUGGAGCAGCUUCGGAGGUUGUCCUUGGCCAUGUAUUCUGGUGCUGUAUUGGGGCUCUGGUUCUGGAGCUGCUUGCUGCACUCAUCAGUGGAUUCCUCAUGA
This is a messenger RNA of Dromiciops gliroides (monito del monte), 724 nucleotides long. Its product is annotated as tetraspanin-36-like. Gene Ontology annotation, cellular component: membrane. NCBI's taxonomy places the organism in Eukaryota, Metazoa, Chordata, Mammalia, Microbiotheria, Microbiotheriidae. The record is from RefSeq and is a predicted model, not a curated record.